Molecule: messenger RNA, 1302 nt
Organism: Copidosoma floridanum
Lineage: Eukaryota; Metazoa; Arthropoda; Insecta; Hymenoptera; Encyrtidae
Product: proton-coupled amino acid transporter-like protein pathetic
Biological process (GO): amino acid transmembrane transport
Cellular component (GO): vacuolar membrane
Molecular function (GO): L-amino acid transmembrane transporter activity
Source: RefSeq, a predicted model, not a curated record
AUGGAGACUGCCGACUAUAAUCCCGUCGAUCACAGAUCCCCUGAGCAGCUGGCUACAAGUUCUUUUGCCGUUUUCUUUCAUUUAAUAAAAGCUGCUGCUGGCAGUGGAGUUCUAUUUUUGCCGUAUGCAUUCAAAAAGACGGGAUAUCUCGCUGCUAUUCUCUGUAGUAUUAUCAUUGGAACCGUGUGUAUUCACACUGCAGUUCUAACGAUACGCUGCAGUCAGAUUUUGUGCAAGCGAAGCCGCGUCCCUGCGUUGAGUCUCGCCCAAACAGCCGAGGCUUCGUUCAAACACGGGCCCCAAGUUUUACACAAGUUCGCCCGUGCCUUUGGCAUUGCAACAAAUAUCUUGGUCUGUGGUGUGCAGGUCCAGACCACUAUCGUUUACAUAUUGUACGUGAGCUCAUCGUUUAAACAGGUUGUAGAAUAUUUCACCGACUGGGGCCAGGAUAUCCGGAUCUACAUAGUCGUUUUCCUUCCCUUCUUCUGCCUUCUGGCUGUUGCUCCAAACUUCAGCUUCCUGACCCCCUUCUCCGUGUGCGGCACCAUUUGCCUCGUCUUUGGCCUGCUGGUCUCCUUCGGCUACUUCCUGAGCGAUUUUCCGUCACCCUCCCGUCUGCCAGCUUUUACCGGGUUCGAGCAGCUCGGCGUUUUUUGUGCCGUCUUUACAUUCUCGGUGUACAACAUGUCAAUGUUGAUGCCCCUGGAGAAUACGAUGCGCGAGCCUCACACCAUGGCUGUACUGCUGGCCGCUGGUAUGGUGAUCAACGUGAUUGUCUACGUACUCUUCGGAUUUUUGGGUUUCAACAGAUACGAGGACUCCUGCGACACGAUUAUUAAAAAUCUGCCGCUCGACAAGAUUCCUGCACAGAUAGUUAAAGUUGUCGUUCCUCUUUCUGUGAUGUUCACGUUUGGACUUCAAUAUUUUGUUCUCGCCGAAGUUGUAUGGCCGUGGCUAGCAGCAUGGAUUGGUGACAAAGUCGCUUACAAAAUUGGUUUCCGUAUAGGUGGAGUCGUUAUAUGUGCGUUGUUUGGUAUUAUUUUGCCGCACAUGGCACCGGUGUUGUCGCUAUUCUCUGCGGUUGGUACGACUACGCUGAUGGUACUGUUUCCUGUGGUGAUUGAGACUUCGACAAAAUGGAAUGAGCCAGAAAAUCUUAAGCGCAACUACAUGUUGAUGAAAAAUUUGCUGAUUACUAUCAUUUGGAUCUUAACUUUGAUUUUUGGAGUCCGAGAGAGCAUACUGGACAUAAAGCACGAGAUGCAAGCAACUAAAUCUACAGAGCCGGAAGUGUGCCAGUGA